CUAGCCUGGGGAGUAUCGGUGCACUGAGCAGAGCGUCUCGAACCCCAGCAGUGCCCGCGACUAUACCACUCGGUACCAUGGACGGGACUCCCCACCGCGCCGCACACCGGCGACUGCAACUGCCCCUGCUGUGCCUCUUCUUCCAGGGCGCCAACGCCAUCCUCUUUGCCAUCUUCGUUCGCUACGACCACGAAACCGAUGCUGCCCUCUGGCACUGGGGCAACCACAGUAACGCGGACCAUGAAUUUUAUUUUCGCUACCCAAGUUUCCAGGACGUGCACACCAUGGUCUUCGUGGGCUUUGGCUUCCUCAUGGUCUUCCUGCAGCGCUAUGGCUUCAGCAGCGUGGGCUUCACCUUCCUCCUGGCUGCCUUUGCCCUGCAGUGGUCCACACUGGUCCAGGGUUUCCUCCACUCAUUCUACGGUGGCCACAUCCAUGUUGGCAUGGAGAGCAUGAUCAACUCUGACUUCUGCGCUGGGGCCGUGCUCAUCUCCUUUGGCGCUGUCCUGGGCAAGACCGGGCCUGUGCAGCUGUUGCUCAUGGCCCUGUUUGAGGUGGUGCUGUUUGGCAUCAACGAGUUUGUGCUUCUCAAUCUCCUGGGGGUGAGAGAUGCUGGCGGCUCCAUGACCAUCCACACGUUCGGUGCCUACUUCGGGCUGGUCCUCUCCCGGGUCUUCUACAGGCCCCGGCUGGAGAAGAGCAAGCACCGCCAGAGCUCCAUCUACCAUUCAGACCUUCUUGCUAUGAUUGGGACCAUCUUCCUGUGGAUCUUCUGGCCUAGCUUCAAUUCUGCACUCACAUCGCUAGGGGACACGCAGCACCGGACAGCCCUCAAUACCUACUACUCUUUGACCGCCAGCACGCUCAGCACCUUCGCCCUGUCAGCACUUGUCAGUGGGGAUGGGCGGCUCCACAUGGUCCAUAUCCAGAAUGCAGCACUGGCUGGAGGAGUUGUUGUGGGGACAGCAGGUGAAAUGAUGCUCACACCCUUUGGGGCUCUGGCAGCUGGCUUCUUGGCUGGGACAGUCUCCACACUGGGGUACAAGUUCUUCACGCCCUGCCUGGAGUCCAAAUUCAAGGUCCAAGACACUUGUGGUGUCCACAACCUCCAUGGGAUGCCAGGGAUCCUAGGGGCCCUCCUGGGGGUCCUUAUGACUGCACUGACCACCCACGAAGCUUACGGAGAUGGCCUGGAGGACGUGUUUCCACUCAUAGCCAAUGGUCAGCGCAGCGCCACGUCACAGACCAUGCACCAGCUCUUUGGGCUGUUUGUCACACUGGUGUUUGCUUUUGUGGGCGGGAGUCUUGUUGGGCUCCUGUUGAGGCUGCCCUUCCUGGACUCACCCCCAGACUCCCAAUGCUAUGAGGACCAGAUUUACUGGGAGGUACCAGGUGAGCAUGAGGAUGUAACCCAGCGACCCCUGAACAUGGAGGAGCCAGACACUCAGGCCUAAUGUGCUGCUGGCGGUGCACAGGACAGCUGCUUUUAGAAGGUGGUGGGGAGCCACCGCUCAGCUGUGGAGCGCUUGCCUAGCAUGUGGCAGGAGCUGGGUUUGAUCCCCAGUAUUGCAGCAAGACGAUGAUGUUUGGCUUCUCCUACUGGAAAGCCCUUCUUAGCUCCCUCUUCUGUUUCAAGGAAGAAGCUAUGAGCCAGAGGAAGCCACCUGUCCCUAAAAGACACCUUCCCCUAUGGGAAAAGGGUGGAGGACAGGGUUGUGCUUGCUCAACCAGCCACACAUGUGGCUAGAAGGGGCUUCAGUGAAGUGCCAGGGGACCGCCCAUCCACAGGCUCCACUUCCCAGGUACAGUGGAGCCUGAGGCAGGCCCAGCUGUGUAGGAGUGAUAAACACCACGAUCACCAAGGGUUCUGAUUGCUUUUAUUUGUGCCCUGGGAACAGGAGCUGUUCUUCACUCUAACUCACAAUAUUAAACCUCAGGGCAAAAAAGGGUGCAAGUGGUGACAAAAUCCUCCCUCCCUGGGUCCCUUGACGUCCCUUUAAGAUGCCAUGUUCCACCAGAUGGGUCCUCUCCAGGGACAGGGGGCCCAUUCCUUCACAGAAAUCCAGGAUUGUCUUCCUAGUUCCCAUCACUCUGGCCUUCAGUUGGGGCAGCCUCUGAGCAGAGCA
Messenger RNA from Octodon degus (degu), 2126 nucleotides. It is a transcript of the gene Rhbg, whose product is annotated as Rh family B glycoprotein. Gene Ontology annotation, molecular function: ammonium channel activity. Gene Ontology annotation, cellular component: plasma membrane. NCBI's taxonomy places the organism in Eukaryota, Metazoa, Chordata, Mammalia, Rodentia, Octodontidae. The transcript has 10 exons. The coding region runs from base 78 to 1454 and encodes 458 amino acids. Gene Ontology annotation, biological process: ammonium homeostasis; ammonium transmembrane transport. The record is from RefSeq and is a predicted model, not a curated record.